AACAAAAACACGCGGAUUUAUUCAGUUUUUCGUUCAUCCACCUCCAAUAUCACCCAAAAAUGCCUAAAAUAGCAGAGCUUGCGGGUGAUGAACAAUCGGAAAGCUCACGCACAUUUGUGUUUGAAGACGAGGGCCACACACUCGGCAACGUGCUAAAAGCGAUCAUCUGCAAAUACCCGGAUGUUAACUUUUGCGGCUACACAGUACCACAUCCGGCGGAGAAUAAGAUGCACUUUCGGAUACAGGCCAUCAAAUCGGUUCGUGCGAUCGAUGUGCUGCUACGCGGAUUGCAGGAUUUGGAACGACUCUGUGAUCAUAUGAUGGAAACGUUCGAGGAGGCAGUAGCGUCACACCAUCGUGGAAGCGCCUGAACGGAUGGGAAAUGCUUUUUGUGUCGAUGCACCAGAACCUUGAUACAUACUAACCGAGUAAAGACACACAGCGAGGCUCAGGAACGGCGUUUAGGGAGAGGAAUAAAACCACAACAAAUAGGACGAA
Messenger RNA from Anopheles aquasalis, 498 nucleotides. It is a transcript of the gene Polr1D, whose product is annotated as RNA polymerases I and III subunit AC2 l(2)37Cg. Gene Ontology annotation, molecular function: DNA binding; protein dimerization activity. The record is from RefSeq and is a predicted model, not a curated record. Gene Ontology annotation, biological process: transcription by RNA polymerase III; transcription elongation by RNA polymerase I. NCBI's taxonomy places the organism in Eukaryota, Metazoa, Arthropoda, Insecta, Diptera, Culicidae. Gene Ontology annotation, cellular component: RNA polymerase I complex; RNA polymerase III complex.